Hylaeus volcanicus is the source of this 2128-nucleotide messenger RNA. RefSeq names its product adenosine 3'-phospho 5'-phosphosulfate transporter 1. Gene Ontology annotation, biological process: transmembrane transport. The record is from RefSeq and is a predicted model, not a curated record. The coding region runs from base 349 to 1677 and encodes 442 amino acids. Lineage: Eukaryota; Metazoa; Arthropoda; Insecta; Hymenoptera; Colletidae. Gene Ontology annotation, molecular function: 3'-phosphoadenosine 5'-phosphosulfate transmembrane transporter activity. The transcript is spliced from 7 exons. Gene Ontology annotation, cellular component: endoplasmic reticulum membrane; Golgi membrane.
AUUGAUUUCAAAAAAUGAUUUGAUGAAUCAUUUUUUGGAUGCUCAUAAAUGAUCAAUUAGAACAUCGUAAAUCGUACUUCUCAUUGAUGAUCGUUCAUGAAUAUUACGUCUUGUUUUCGAACAAAAUAUUAUAAAUCAUUGAAAUUAUGAUUUUUUAAAUAUCGUCUAUUAUAAUAUAUACCAACGAUAUGUAGUACAAUAUUAAUUGUAAAUUGUUGAUAUACAAUUUUUAUACUUUUGCACUCCUGGAUGUAAUCGCAAAGUAUUAACGUGGUUAGGGCAAGGUUAUGAAACGAUUUAUUAUUUAAUAACUGUUUAUUUUACGAUCAUUCAAUUACAAUAAGGACAAUGCGAAAUUUUGUGAGCGAUAUUGUAAUUUGCUUAUUGCUACUACUUUCAGUGAGCCUGGUAUUUGGAGUUAGCGAAGUUAUCAAAUCUUUUGUGAACACUGGAGAACAAUUUUUUAAGUCUUCCUCUUAUGAUUGGAUUAUCAGAUUAUGUUUAAAUUUAUUAAGUUAUGCUACUGUAUUAUUGCCAGGUUGCCUUAUCUAUAAAUACGUACGUCGUACCAAAUAUAUUCAAAGGGGAGGUAAAGGAUGCAUUCCUAGGCUGGUACAUUCAUGCUUUGUGGGUCAUUGCGAGACAGGACUUUUGGACUCUUCUUAUACAAGUACACCAUCUAAUCAUAAUCAGCGUACUUUUUUCCAAGAAGCUCUAUUACUUCUGUAUUGUUUUUUUGGAUUACUAAUUAGCUUUUUAACAUGGGGUUAUUUGCAAGAGAAAAUAAUGACCCAGGAAUAUGUAAAUGCUGCUGGUAACAAGGAUCGUUUCCAAGAUUCUCAAUUUUUAGUGUUUGUAAAUCGAAUUCUUGCAUUUCUGAUGUCAGGAUUGUAUUUAAUUGUUCAAAGACAGCCUCAACAUAAAGCACCACUUUACAAAUAUGCAUUUUGCUCUUUAUCAAAUAUCAUGAGCAGUUGGUGUCAAUAUGAAGCUUUAAAAUUCGUUAGCUUUCCAACACAGGUAUUGGCAAAAGCUUCUAAAAUAAUUCCAGUGAUGAUAAUGGGAAAAAUAAUUUCGCAUACUACAUAUGAGUACUAUGAGUAUGUUACAGCUGUACUUAUUUGCAUUGGAAUGACAUUGUUUAUGUUAGAUAAUUCCGAGUAUAGAAACGAUGGAGCUACUACUGUCUCUGGUACUAUUCUUCUAGGAGGGUACUUACUAUUAGAUAGCUUUACGAGUACCUGGCAGAAUGCAUUAUUCGUGGAAUAUGGCGCAACGAGCGUACAAAUGAUGUGUGUAGUUAAUAUGUUUUCCUGUUUAUUAACCGCGAUGUCCUUAUUACAGCAGUCGAGUUUUCCUCUCAUACUUUCUUUUAUGACAAAGUACCCUGCAUUCAUCAUGGACUGUUUACUCAUAUCAAUUUGUUCAGCUAGCGGCCAGCUAUAUAUUUUUUAUACAAUUUCUAAAUUUGGGCCAGUGACAUUUGUGAUCAUGAUGACUCUUCGGCAGGGUUUGGCUAUACUGUUAUCCUGUUUGAUAUAUCAUCAUCGUGUAACAGCUAUCGGCGUAAUAGGCAUAUUAUUAGUAUUUGGUUCGGUGUUUUUACGAAUAUACUGUAAUAAUCGAUUACGUGCUAUUAGAAGACGCAGAGCAGCGGCAAAUAGUAUAAAAGAUUAAUUAUAAAAAAAUUAGAACGUAUAGUUGCAAAUUUUGCGAGAAUUCGUAUGUUUUCUUUUUUGAAUGCAUACAUAUUUUAUUAAGUAUUUUUGAUUUUAAACCAUUAAUAUUUUCUAUAAAGUAUUAAGAAUGUUGUUUUAACAUUUGUUUUUAUGUGUACUUUACAGUCUCGAUAAUCCAACCAUUUAUUCGUAAAUGUUUACUUAUAAUAUCUACUAAACAUGAUCAAAUUAGAAAUAUGUAUUAUUUAUUUAAGAAAUAUUUAUUUUAUUAUAAAUACUAGUUGUAAAUACAAUGUACAAUUGCAUACUUUAAAAAAAAAGACAUUAAUAAGAAAAGAAACAGAUCUUAAAUUAAGUAGUAUAGCUACAGAUCAUAUCAAUUUCUAAAAUAAAUAAACAUUAAUUUAGUAUCUAGGAAUACUUUAAAGGGUAUGAAAAUGAAAAACAAG